Yamadazyma jaroonii is the source of this 897-nucleotide messenger RNA. The record is from the annotation of a GenBank genome assembly. NCBI's taxonomy places the organism in Eukaryota, Fungi, Ascomycota, Pichiomycetes, Serinales, Debaryomycetaceae.
AUGGAUUUCAAGUAUGAUGAUAUAACUCCAUUAAAACUUAAUGAAGCACAACCUCAAUUAUGUCAAAUUCUUUAUGAUGAUGAAUAUAAAACUACCAUGGGGAUCUUGUUAGCUCUCAUGGCUAAAAACGAAUUAAGUGAAAGAGCUUUGGCUAUGACAGAGUUGGGAAUUUCCACAUUGGCUUCACAUUAUAGUAUAUGGUGUUAUAGAUUUGAUAUCAUAAAAUGUUUGAAAAAGGAUUUAUAUGAUGAACUAGACUGGUUGGAGUCAAUUGCCAUAGAUAAUGAAAAGAACUAUCAAAUCUGGAAUUAUAGACAAUUGAUCAUAGGUCAAAUCGAAGGGUUCGAUGCCACAAGAGAAUUUCCUAUCUUAAACACUAUGAUUUUGGAAGAUAGUAAGAAUCAUCAUGUUUGGACUUACAGACACUGGUUAGUAGAAAAGUUCAAUUUAUUCGAAAACGAAAAAGAAUUAAAAUUCAUUGAUGACUUGUUGGAUGAUGAUGUUUAUAAUAAUAGUGCAUGGAGUCAUAGAUUUUUCAUCAAAUUUAAUAACGAAAAAGUCGAUGUGGAUGAAGAAUUGAAUUAUGUUGAACAUAAAAUAAGAAUCAGUCCACAAAAUGAAAGCAGUUGGAAUUAUUUAAUGGGAAUUUAUGAAAAAUUUCAAAUUCCUUUGAUCAAACUUCAACCGUUCUUGAACGAAUUUGUAAAUCCUGAUAUAAUUGAUAAUACCGAUAGUGAAGAUCUCGAAUUAAUAAAAUCAUCAUUUGCUUUGGAAUUGUUAGCUAAAACAUAUAAUAAUGAAAAGUCAUUGAUAAUUUACGAUCUUUUGAUUGCCAAAUACGACCCUAUUAGAGAGAAUUAUUGGAAAUAUUUGAAAUCAAAAUUAACCUCCAAUUGA